AUGCCCCCACGGUGCCGGGCUGGGUGCCCCCCCACCCCGGGAUGCCAGAGGAGCAGCCGCCUGCCCGGCCCUGCCGUGCUGUGUCCCCAGGGAAGCAGAAGAUGGGCUGGAGGACGUGCUGGGGCUUCGGCCUUCUCGGCGGCCUGCUGCUCGUGCCCUUGCUGCAAGGUGAGCGCCCGCCCGGCGCUGCCGGCCCCGGGUUUCGGGGGGGACGGGGCAGCCCUGCCGCUGCCCCCGGGCUCACGGCGUCCCCCACGCUGCCCCUCUGCAGGAGAGGAGGAGAUCGGCUGCACCAGCGGCUGGGUGCCCUUCGACGGGCGAUGCUACGGCUUCUUCCCCCAGGAGCUGAGCUGGAGGAGAGCCGAGAGCUUCUGCCAGAGGCUGGGGGCCAGGACCCACCUGGUCUCCAUCCACAACGAGGAGGAGCACCAGGCCAUCAUCAGCAUGCUGGCCUCCUCCCAGCCCUACAGCGACAGCGAGGAGCAGGAGGCCAACGGCGACGUCUGGAUCGGCCUCCGCCUCUCCCUGGUGAGUGCCUGCCGUCGCCCGCGGCCCGGGCACGGGGAGCCGCACCGCCGCGGCCCGCUCCUGCCGGCGCCUCGCCCCGGCACCGGCGCCCCAUCCCCUCCCGCCCCGCAGAGGCGCCUCUGGGAGUGGUCGGACGGCACCAAGCUGGACUACGGCUCCUGGUACAGGGACGUCUUGCCGCGGCGGAGAGCCUGUGCGGCGCUGGAGGACACGGCGGACUUUGCCAGCUGGGACGUGGAGCUCUGCAGCGACAGGAAGCCCUUCAUCUGCGCCUACCGCACCUAGGGCAGCCGCCGCCGGCCCCCGGCCCGCGCCGCGGCCCCCCGCGCCCCCGGCCCACCAGCCCCGUCUCCAUCCCGCGCAAACCCUCGCGGCCGGUGGCCG
This is a messenger RNA of Dromaius novaehollandiae (emu), 912 nucleotides long. RefSeq names its product dromaiocalcin-2. Gene Ontology annotation, molecular function: signaling receptor activity. The coding region runs from base 1 to 813 and encodes 270 amino acids. The record is from RefSeq and is a predicted model, not a curated record. The transcript is spliced from 4 exons. NCBI's taxonomy places the organism in Eukaryota, Metazoa, Chordata, Aves, Casuariiformes, Dromaiidae.